Hemiscyllium ocellatum (epaulette shark) is the source of this 7050-nucleotide messenger RNA. Its product is annotated as zinc finger protein 239-like. Gene Ontology annotation, molecular function: DNA-binding transcription factor activity, RNA polymerase II-specific; RNA polymerase II cis-regulatory region sequence-specific DNA binding. Gene Ontology annotation, biological process: regulation of transcription by RNA polymerase II. NCBI's taxonomy places the organism in Eukaryota, Metazoa, Chordata, Chondrichthyes, Orectolobiformes, Hemiscylliidae. The transcript has 2 exons. The coding region runs from base 294 to 1094 and encodes 266 amino acids. The record is from RefSeq and is a predicted model, not a curated record.
GCCGGCGGGGGGGGGAAGGUGGACGUCGGCGGACGGUCCCGGGUUUCCGGGGAUGGCGGGUGUUGAGGAAGAGGAUUCACAGAUGGAACACUCAAACCCAGCAGUAUGUUAAGUUUUGACGGGCAUCUGGCCUUUGAAGGUGGGAAGGAAAGAGAAAAUCUGUGUCACCGCAACGGCGGGCACUCAUCCGAGUGCAAGUCUUCCACUGCCAUCACCCAGUUACGCAGCCGUCAGUGACAUCGCACCAUCCACAGUGGUAGGCGUGACCUGGGUGUGCGUGUGGACGUGGAUGAAUGCUUAGCUGGUUAUCCGAACCCGGAGGGAGAGACCAGGCCAUGGAGAAACCGUGGAAAUGCGGGGACUGCGGCAAGGCGUUCAGCUACCCGUCGCAGUUGGAAAACCACCACCGCAGCCACACCGGGGAGCGGCCGUUCAUCUGCUCCGUGUGCGGCAAGGGCUUUGCGCAGUCCUUCUGCCUGCAGUCGCACCAGCGGGCUCACACCGAGGAGAGGCCGUUCAGCUGCACGUACUGUGGGAAGCGGUUCCGGUGCUCGUCCAACUUGACGGCUCACCGGCGGGUCCACACCGGCGAGCGGCCCUUCACCUGCUCGGUGUGCGGGAAGGGCUUCACCCAGUCCACCACGCUGCAGACGCACCAGCGGGUGCACACCGGGGAGAGGCCCUUCGCCUGCUCCGAGUGCGGGAAGGGAUUCACCAACUCGUCGCAGCUGCUCAAGCACCAGCGGGUGCACACGGGCGAGCGGCCCUUCACCUGCCCCGCCUGCGGCAAAGGCUUCGCCCAGUCCAACAACUUGCUGCGGCACCAGCGCGGGCACGCCGGCGAGCGGCCCUUCUCCUGCCCGGUCUGCGGCAGCGGCUUCACCCACGCGUGGAACCUGCGGGCGCACCAGCGCAUCCACAGCGGCGAGCGGCCCUUCGCCUGCUCAGUCUGCGGCAAGGGCUUCACCCGCUCAUCCCACCUGCAGACCCACCGGCGCAUCCACACCGGGGAGAGGCCCUUCGCCUGCUCGGUCUGCGGGAAGGCCUUCACUCAGCCGCAGCAUCUUCUGUCGCACCAGCGAAUCCACAAGUGACCGCAGCAGGAUGGCCCGGUCACGUCCGGAUGACAGAAUCCCAAUGGUGCAGGAAGAGGCCGUUCGGUCCGUUGAGUCUGCGCCGACCAUCCGGACAGCAUUCCACCCAGACCCACCCUCCCUCCCUAGCCCUGUUACCCUGCCUUUCCUACAGCCAAUCCACCCUAACCUGCACAUCCCUGGGCACUAUGGGUAGUAAAGUAUGGCCAAUCCACCCGAACCUGCAUAUCCCCGGGCACUGUGGAUAAUUAAGCAUGGCCAGUCCACCCUAACCUGCACAUCCCUGGGCACUAUGGGUAAUUAAGUACGGUCAAUCCACCCUAACCUGCACAUCCCCGGGCACUAUGAUAAAUAAGCAUGGUCAAUCCACCCUAACCUGCACAUCCCUGGGCAUUAUGGGUAAUUAGCACAGCCAAUCCACCCUAACCUGCACAUCCCUGGGCACUAUGGGUAAUUUAGCCUGGCCAAUCCACCCUAACCUGCACAUCCCUGGGCACUAUGGGUAAUUUAGCCUGGCCAAUCUACCCUAACCUAUACAUCCCUGGACACUAUGGGUAAUUUAGCACAGCCAGUCCACCCUAACCUGCACAUCCCUGGGCACUAUGGGUAGUAAAGUAUGGCCAAUCCACCCGAACCUGCAUAUCCCCGGGCACUGUGGAUAAUUAAGCAUGGCCAGUCCACCCUAACCUGCACAUCCCUGGGCAUUAUGGGUAGUAAAGUAUGGCCAAUCCACCCGGACCCGCAUAUCCCCGGGCACUAUGGAUAAUUAAGCAUGGCCAGUCCACCCUAACCUGCACAUCCCUGGGCAUUAUGGGUAAUUUAGCACGGCCAAUCCACCCUAACCUGCACAUCGGGUUGCGCUUCGGCGGGUCGGUGUGGACUUGUUGGGCCGAAGGGCCUGUUUCCACACUGUAAGUCUAAUCUAAUCUAAUCUAAUCUAAUCCCUGGGCACUAUGGAUAAUUAGCACAGCCAAUCCACCCUAACCUGCACACCUCUGGGCACUAUGGGUAAUUUAGCAUGGCCAAUCUACCCUAACCUGCACAUCCCUGGGCACUAUGGGUAAUUUAGCGUGGCCAAUACACCCUAACCUGCACGUCCCUGGGCCCUAUGGCUUAUUUGGCAUGGCCAAUCCACCCUAACCUGCACAUCUUUGGACUGUGGGAGGAAACCCACACAGACACGGGGAGAAUGUGCAAACUCCACACACACGCGCAGUCAUCCGAGGGUGGAAUCGAACCUGCGUCCCUGGUGCUCUGAGGCAGCAGUGCUAACCACUGAGUCACCGUGCCGCCUCAAUGAAAGACAAACAUUCAAAGAAUGAGCGUAUCAUCGCCCAGGCCCAACACUUACUGCCCAUCCCUAAUUGCCCAGGGGGCAGUUAAGAGUCAACCACAUUGGCUGUGGGUCAGACCAGGUAAGGAUGGCUGCUUCCUUCCCUAACGGACACUAGUGAACCACAUGGAUUUUCCCGCCAACAAUCAACACCACUAGUCUCUUAAUUCCUAUUCCCCCAGCUGCCCUGGGAGGAUUUGAAGCUGCAUUAUCAGGACAUUAGCGGAGUCUCUGGAUUAACAAUCCAAUGAUAAAACCACUGGGCCAUCACCUUCCCUUCAGCGAUGUCGGUCACGGAUGUUACAAGCAAAACCGACCAACUGCAUGACGUCAUUUCCAGCAUCUCGAACCCUGCCAAACCUGGACAACGCCCCCAAGUGACUCAUCGACAGGCGGAGAGACACUGUGCAAACAAACACUGCAUCUGUUUGCGUGUCAAGCCGUCCAACCUGUUCUCGACAGUGUGGACUGACGUGCUACGUACGAUGGGAUGUUUGGAGUCCCACCGUCGUCCCAAAAUUGGCAAAGCCCUCACUGUCAGGAGCAAAGGUAUGUCCCGUUGUGUCGGACAUGGCUGUGCUGCCUUCCUCCCAGCAUCUGACACUUUCCCAAGGCUUUCUUGUUAAGUUGGAACAAGGAGCCCUGAAUGUUAAAGAGGGCCUUGGGUUGUUGAGCAGUCGCGGGUAAUGACAGCCUUGUAGCUGCUUUGGAUCCGACACAGAGGGUCCCGUUCUCCUACUGCCCCUUUGCGAUUUUCUGUCGGACUGGAUGGGGCUUUGCUCACAUGAAUACUGACCGAGGUUUUGAGCACUAAAACACCACCGGACAAAAUGCUUUCAUGAACUUUGUUAUCUCUGACUCAGCAGUGCUUGUGAAACGGAACUCUGAAUCAAUUCUGUCUCUAAUGUCAAGGCACGGUUCCACGCCACCACAAUUUCUUCUCAAUCUGGAAUUGGUAGAAUAAUUUGCCUUGCUUUUUCAACGAGUUGGACGGAAGGGUCUGUUUCUGUACUGUCCAACUCUCAGCACUUAAGAGCAAGCAUUGACAGUACACAAGGUCUAGUAAGCAAGAUGAACCAAUCUAGGUCAGCCAGAGGAGAGCUGGGAGAACGGAUCAGUUCCAGUCGCCUGGAUCCAAAAGGCCCUCAUUGAUUACGGGAAAACUGCAGCAGCUACAGGGGGCAUCUCACUGAGCGUGAGGUGGGGGUCAGGUUUUGAAAUGCGCUUAUCGACUUCAACCUGGCUGGAAACUCACCCUUCUCUGCAAGCUGAUGGGAUUCACCUCCUUCACACACACCCCCCCCUCCCCAUACCUAAACCCAGUCAUCUGUGCAAAAAUGCUCCAGACUGUGUAUGACCCCCCCCCCCCCAGAGUAAUAAUUUUUUUUGGAGGGGGAUGGGGCACAAACAAAGGAGGGGGGCAAUCAUGAGGGGGGCUUGUUGAUGGGUAGCGGAGUGAUGAAUCCUCAGCUAACGAGCAGACAGGGAGAUUAUCAACGGAUUAACUUGGACUCUGGUUAUGAAUGUGGUACCCUUCGGAUUUAUUCUGGCAAAUUAUUGGUGUAAUACAACUGGAACAAAACUGGCAAAUUAUUGAUGUCAUACAACUCUUGAGUGUUAAUGGAAACGAUUGGGAUUUUAAAAAACAACAAUUCGCCUCCUGACUUAAUGCAAUUGGCCACUAAUUCAUUCUGCUACAGAAAAUAUGUCAUUAAUUAGAUUAGAUUCCCAACGGUGUGGAAACAGGUCCUUCGGCCCAAUCAGUCCACACCGACCCUCCAAAGGGUAACCCACCCAGACCUAUUUCCCUCUGACUGAUCAAACACUACGGCCAAUUCACCUGACCCGCACAUCUUUGGACCCUGAUGAAUCUUUUUUUUUCCGAUCUGUUCAGUUGGCUAGGCCAACAUUUAUUGCCCAUUUUUAAUUGUCCAGAGGGCAGUAUUUCGGCAGGUCUGGGGUCACGUGUGGACCAGACCAGUAAGGAUGGCAGAAUUUCUUCACGAAAGCACAUUAAAUGCACGGUGAACGUCCUCUGCAAGUUCAUUCCACACCCAAACCCCCUUGUGUUUAAAAACAAAAUUGUCCCCCAUGUCUUUUUCCCAUCUUUUUCCUUUCACCUUAACAAUAUGUCCCUCGGUCUUGAAUCUCCCCCCACCCCCCAGGGAAAAGACAGCUGUCUUAUCUCUACCCCCUCAUGACUUUAUAAACCUCUUAGGCUCCAGUGAACAGAGCCCCCAACCUCUCCUUUAUAACUCAAACCCUCCAACCCUGGCAACAUCCUGGUAAAUCCAGCUUAAUAAUAUCCUUCCUAUAACAGGGCGAGCAGAACUGGAUACAGUACUCCAGAAGAGACCUCACUGACUUCCUCCACAUGACGUUGCGACUCCGAUACUCAAAGCUCUGAGUGAUGAGAGCAAGCGUGCUAAAUGCCUUCUUAACCUACCCCUGCCUAUACCUGAAUGAUAUACCUGAACCGCUAGGUGUCUCUCUCUCUCUCUCUCUCUCUCUGUUCUACAGCACCAGCCAAAGCCCUACCAUUAACUCUUUAAGUCCCAUGCCCUUGUCCGUUUACCAAACUACAACACCUCACAUUUAUCCAAAUGAAACUCCCCCUGCCCCUCCUCAGCCCACUGACCCAAUUGCUCGAGGCCUCUUUGUACUUUGCGGGAACCUUCUUCACUGUCCACUACACCAUCAAUCUUGGGCGUCAUUCCCAAACUGACUGACCCAUGCCUCCUGUGUGAAUGACCUAGAAGGAGAUUGUCAGCAGAAUUGAUGACAAGUUACGUGACCAUCAUUCGGCUCUUAGUUCUAGAUUUUUCAUUCCUUCUUUUACCAACUUCUCGUUUCGCCGUCUGCUGUGGGAGGAUUUGAACUCAGGAUCGCCAGAACCCGACCUGUAUCACUGAAUUAAUAAUCUAGUGAUAACAGCACUCAGCCAUUACCUCCCCUCUCCCUGACCACAAUUAAAAUUGAACUGUACAGCACAGGAAAGGACCAGUUGUGCCCAACGUGAUGGAAAAUUAAACUAAUCCCUUCUGCCUGUCCUUGGUCCAUAGUCCUUCCAUAUUCAUGUACGUAUCUAAAAGUCCCUUAAAUGCCCCUAUUGUAUCUGCCUCCACCACCAUCCCCUGGCAGCACGUCCAGGCUCCUAUCACUCCAUGUGUAAAAAAAACACGCCCCUCACAUCUCCUUUGAGCUUUCCUCUCUCACCUUAAAUGCAUGCUCCCUAGUUUUAGACUAUAGGGAAAAAAAAUUUCUGAUGGUCAGCUCUAUCUAUGCAUCUCAUAAUUCUCUCGACUUCUACCUCCCAUCAGCCUCCACCGCUCCAGAGAAAGCACUCCGCGUUUUCCUCGCCCCUCCUUAUAGCUCAGACCCUCUAAUCCAGGCAGCGUCCUGCUCUGCACCCUCUCCGAAGCCUCCACGUCCUUCUUGUAAUGCGGUGGCCAGAAUUGAACGCAAUACUCUGUAAGUGUGGCCGAGCCGAAGUCUUACAAAGCCGCACCAUGAUAUCCUGACUCAGGCACUCGAUUCCCCCGGCCAACAUUUGCGAGUGUGCCCUAAGCCUUCUUUACCACCCUACCCACCUGCGUGGGCACUUUCAGGGAGUGGUGGACUUGAACCCCAACAUUCCUCUGUACACUGUUCAGCGUUCUGCCUUUAACUGCACACUUCACAUAGAGUCAUAGAGAUGGACAGCAUGGAAACAGACCCUUCGAUCCAACCCGUCCAUGCCGAUCAGAUAUCCCACCCCAAUCUAGUGAUCUCCCAAAUUGCAGCCCCUCACACUUACCUGGAUUAAACUCCAUCGGCCGUCUGUCCACCUGUAUCUGCGACUCUGUCAUGCCUCAGAAUCUUGAGGUGACUGUUUAUUCACCCAGUCAGAUCUUGGUCCUCGAGACAGCAGACAUUUAACGUGGUAGUGCCCUGAUUAUGAAUGCACAUAUCUCCUGAAUAUGAGGAAGCUGAUGACCAUCUCCGAGCAUCGAUCGCCGAUCCGACACAGGAGUCUGAUUAUAAACAUAACUGAAGCUUAAGCACGAAUGCAUCAUGGCGACGGAUACUGACACAAAACGAAUCCUGGUUGUUGAAGACUCUCUGAAAAGUCAACAAAAGGUCUUCGAUUUCGCAGGUUGGUUUUGGAGCAGCGAUGGGACACCAGGGAGAUGUUUUUUAAGGGACCUUGCAGCUAUCAGGCUCCCUGAGAGCUUGUACCCACCAAGAUUUUGCUUCACAAUCCCAUUGGAAUUCCCAUCACUCAGUGUGGAAAGCCGUGACUCCUGCUGUGUUUUGCGAUUGUCACAGCCUGAACACUGAAAUCCUCUCUCCCCUUUUCUCUCUCUCCAGUAGUGAGGUCACACCUGGGGUAACGUGUAUCGUUCCGGUCUCCUUAGUUGAGAAAGGACGUACUGGCACUGGAAAGGGGGAGCAGGGGAGGUUCACAAGGUUGAUUCCGGAGUUGGAGAGGAUUGGCUUAACUGGGUAGACUGGGACUGAACAGAACUUCGAAGAAUUGGGGGGGGAUGGGGGGAAUCUUAUAGAAACCCCAAAAAAAUCAAGAUGGGCCUGGAUAAGAUAUAAGUGGGGAGGUUAUUCUCGCUGUGGGGUGAAACUAGAACA